This is a messenger RNA of Triticum dicoccoides, 1397 nucleotides long. RefSeq lists its product as uncharacterized. The record is from RefSeq and is a predicted model, not a curated record. The transcript is spliced from 3 exons. Lineage: Eukaryota; Viridiplantae; Streptophyta; Magnoliopsida; Poales; Poaceae. The coding region runs from base 1 to 873 and encodes 290 amino acids.
AUGGACCAUUUCCACGACGGGCAGCACGUCCGGCUGCGGAGCCGCGUGCAUGACACGUACUACCUCCACGCCGACGACGACGGGGAGAGCGUCUCCAUCAGCCGCCGCCGGUACUCGCUGAACGCGGCGUGGACGGUGCACAUCUACCACGGCGACGGCUCGCACCUGCUCCUCCACGGCGCCGCUUACGGCCGCUACCUCGCCGCCGCGGCCAAGCCGGCACCGUUCGGACACCACGGCUUCCGCGCCGAGCAGCGCGACUACGACGAGCCGGUUCUGGCGGCCAUCAUGUGGCAGGCCGUCGAGGCGGGCUCCGGGGACGGCGUCCUGCUCCGCAACAUCGGCGGCCGCUACCUCCGCGCCAGCGGCAAGUUACGCAGGUACCUCCGGUGGAACGCCCGCGUCGGCGUCGAGUACACCGACAACGUCAGCGCCAUGAUGCACUGGAUCGUCGAGCCGAUCCGCCCCAGAGCGCGCCCGCCUCUCAUUCCGGGCCCGAUUCGGACCCGCGUCCCCGGAGACCUCUCUGUCAUCAUGUUGGGGCGCAAGCCGGGUGGGUGGCGCCGGAUUCGGUUCGUGCGAGCGAGCGACGAGGGGCUCUACAACGAGGACGGCUGGUCCGCGCUCCGUAUCAGGGGGAGGUCCGUGUACCACCUGAGGAACGCGCUGGCCAGCCGCGUCGGCGACAUCGACAUCCACGGCCAGCGCCGCAACAUGGUCAUGUGCGUCCGAGCGGGCCUCUACGGGAGGCUGACCCCACUCGUCGUCAACCUGCCCCACGGCCGCUACGGCGAGACCCUCGAUAUCGUCGUGAUGCUGUCCGGGACCCCUGCCUAUGAUGCGCUGCGACACCCGGAUGUCGCCGCGAAGUAGAGAAAGAUCAGAGUGGGAGUCCCGACAGUUCACCUCGAAGUUUCCCUGCCUCAGACACAAUGCCGGCAGAACUGGACGCCUACUUUUGCAUAUUGAUAUUUGAUAGAUAUAGUAGGUCGAGAAAACUAAUCAGCUCCUGUGUUUCUUUUGCUAGCUAAACUUGCUCUGCUCUCAGGACAGGGGGAACCUGUCUAUUUUGGGAUCGCGGUUCUAUGAUUCAGACGUGCUGAAAGCCUUGUGUCCAAUGGGUGAAUAAUUUCGUAGCGAUUCUGGUUGUAGUAGUCGUUGCACUGUCGCUCUUCUGACAUUCAUCUCUGUGAUGUGGUUGCUAUUACUUCCGGGAUGAAGCAUUCCACUAUGGGUUCUGCAAAUGAAUCGACGAUCACCAUUCAUUUUGGAGGAUGUACUUCGCACAAAUGGAAAAUGCAGUGGUUAUUGCAGUGUGAUGAUGAUCAUGUAUUUUUUUACAUUAUGCAUUUCAUAUAAAUAGAAAAUGCAGUUGGUUCUUCCAGUGGGCCGUGGUC